Molecule: messenger RNA, 3161 nt
Organism: Nilaparvata lugens (brown planthopper)
Lineage: Eukaryota; Metazoa; Arthropoda; Insecta; Hemiptera; Delphacidae
Product: regucalcin
Biological process (GO): L-ascorbic acid biosynthetic process
Molecular function (GO): calcium ion binding; enzyme regulator activity; gluconolactonase activity
Source: RefSeq, a predicted model, not a curated record
AGGGUUGAGGUUAGAAUAGGUUUGGUUGUUUCUCUUCACAAUAAUAAUUUAUUCCUUCUUUAAUUACUGAUACAGUAUUGCUGAGGAAGAUAAAACAAAUCAGUAAGACAGAUUAUCUUUUCAACAAACUACAGAACGAAGUUAGUAAUUACUUUCAUUAUCAUAGUUGAACAGAUAAAGUAAUCGCUCUUUUCAAUAAUAACUGUCCUCAAUCUUGUUAUUGCCGGUAAAGGUAUUAUCUCAAAACGGAUUGAGCUUGAAUAUUGUCUUCUCAUCAGUUAUUGAGUCGGUAAGAGACGUUCAUGAUUUAGAUGUUUUAGUAUGCCCAUUCAUUUAUAAAAUAGUAUGAUAUGCUUUCAUUAAGAUUGGUUAUGACUACGAUGUAUAAGGUUGAAAAAAUUUCAAAGCCACUAACUCUUGGUGAAGGACCACACUGGGAUGUGGAGACGCAGUGUUUGUAUUAUGUGGAUAUCAAGAGUGGAUCAAUUCAUUGCUACAAUCGGGAAUUAAAUAAGAACUAUUCAGCCGUCGUAGGUGAAGGCAAGAAACCAGUGUCGCUGAUAAUCCCAGUCGAGGGACAAAGUAACAGAUACAUGAUAAGUGUGAAAAACGACGUGGCGCUAGUAACGUGGGAUGGAGCUAGUACUGAUGUCACAGAUCUAGAGGUGAUCGCCAGCCUGGAGCCUGCCGAUAACACUAAUCGACUCAACGACGGCAAGGCUGAUCCUAAGGGAAGACUGUGGGCUGGAACAAUGGGGAGACAGAUCAUUGAUGAAGUAACCCAGGAGAAGACUUAUGAACUGGAAAAAGGCUCCCUGUACCUUCUGUACAAAGAUAAGACCGUUAAGAAACAAUUAACAAAACUGGGUAUUGCCAAUGGUCUAGCCUGGACUGUUGAUAAGAAGAAGAUGUACUACAUUGAUUCGAUGAAGAAGAGGGUGGAUAGCUAUGACUAUGACGAUGACACUGGGAAUUUGUCAAAUGAAAAAGUUGUAUUCGAUUUCACAAAGAACGAGAUUCCUGGAUUCCCGGAUGGAAUGACUAUGGAUGCAGAGGGAAAGCUGUAUGUUGCUAAUUAUGGAGGAAGUCAGGUGUUGAAAAUCGACCCCGAAUCGGGUGAUCUGCUGGACAAAAUAGUAAUUCCGGCUUUGAACGUGACGUCAGUGGCGUUUGGGGGCACCAACUUGGAUGAGCUGUACGUCACAACCGCCUCAGCUGAUAAGCCUACAGUCGAAGGUGAGGAGAACGAUGGCUGCCUCUUCCGCGUCACAAGCAUAAAUGCUAAGGGCCUUCCAGCUCACAAUAUUAUAAUUUGAAACUGUUCUAGAACAUUCUAAAAUUUCUUUGAAGCAUUUUAUAAUAUUAAAACUAUGGACGACCAGUUCACAAUAUUGUGAAAUUGGAAUGAAAUUAUAAUGUAAAUUGAAACUAUUAUAGGAAAUUCGUAAAGUUUCUAAAUCAAUAUGCAACAUUUCAAGCUAUUGGUCUUCCAGAUCUCAAUAUUUUAAUAUGAAACUGAUCUUAAACAUAAAAUUUCUAAAGCAUUCUACUACAUUGAAGCUACAAACUAAGGGGCUUCCAUCAAUAUUCUAAAACAUCUAUUAGCUAAAUUACCGAAAUGUUGCAUUUAAUUUAUAAAUUUGAUAGGAUCUUUGAACUCCUUAGAAUGGUCUGCAACAUUCCAUACCAUAGAGCUGACAGAAUGUGAAUUUCUUCCAUAAACUAGCCAAACAAUCUCUAACUCAUCGCAUCUUUUGGAGAUUACAUACAAAAUAUUCAAGACUAUUUUGAUAAUUUAUAGAACUCUCAAAGAUUUAUAGCUCAUUGCAUUUAAUGUAUAUCUAGUUGAAAAAUAUUUUGAAACGUAAUACGACUAGAUCGUUUUAGAAUACACUAGUGAAUUCAUUUGAAUGUGAUUGUCUUCCAGUGAGCAGUUGAAAUGUGUGUUUAGUACUCUUAUAAUGUAGAUUAAAUGCUAAAUAUUCUAUAGCAUUUCUAGAACAGUAAUGCUCGUUUCUUUAGGUGUGAAUGUGCUACAUUCACCAGUUGAACGAUCUAUAAGUACCGUACCUAGCUUAUUACAUUAUAAUUUAGAUUAGAUUACAAUAUUCUAGAAUUUGGAAGUUUUCAAUUUACAAAUUAGAUUAUGUGAAGCUUUGUUUCCAAUAUGUAAAUCCAAUCCACAAGCAGUUGAAACUUCUAAAAAGUUGGAACGAUGUCAAAUUUGAAAUCUUUAGCAGUUUUAAUGAGUCUUCCACAUUAAUAAACUAGCAAUUUGUGUAACAAAAUGUAACCUAUUGUUGUGGUUUACCAUCUGUAAACUAAAUUUUAGUAAUUUGUGGCAAUGAAACUUUAAACUCUAAAAGCCUGCCUCGAUUAAACCCAUUCUAAAGCUUUGAAGUUUAUUAAAAUAUGAAUGUAACGUAUUGUUGAAGAGUUGUGAAACCUUAUAGUGAAAACCUGAAAUUGAAGUAGAUUAUUCAUGAAAAUUGGCAAGAAGUACCUAUCUUAUGAAAAAUCCAAAACAUAAGAAACAUCUUACCUUUGGAAAUGACUAAUUGAGUGCUCAAAACUGUUUGCUUUACAAAAUUGCAAUCAAACUAAUGUGGGUUCGAUUGUCAUUCCACAUGGCAUUUUUAGCAUCAUCCCCUUACCUCAUUAGCCACGCACAAGUCAAAGACUUUUGUUGGCAGAUAAUCAUAACUACAUUCUUGAGAAUAACGAUCGUUUAAAUACAAAUGUCACCUUUUCGGGAACUGAUUCCAAAAAUAAAUUUAUUCAUCCAUAUUACAUGAUUCUCUUGCUGAUUAUGAUGCCCACAUACGUCUGUGACUUGUGCGUGGGUAAUGAGGUGAGAUGUGAUACAAUGAAUGCCAGGCGAAAUGAGAAUCAAACUCACGUUUGUCUGAAACAACUUAGGAGAAAUAACACAUAAUAUCUAGAACAAUAUUCAAAUGUACUUCCCAUGUUACUUCCAAAGGUAAUAUGUGAAUUUAGAAUUUGGAAUUCUAUCUGUAAGAUACUUAUUGGCAGUUUUUAUUCUCUUAUAAUCUACCAAGAACUUCUUCUCCUCUUCUUCUUCUUCAUCAUCAUCCAACCCAUUUUUUCUGCUGCAUGUUGGGUGUUGCUCGGCACAGGCUAUAUUAUUCUUCUAACUCCAC